AAAUCCCCAUAUGAAUUCAAUAAAUGUUACAAAGAUGUAGACUAAAUGUAGUCUAGAUAUAGCUUAGUGCGGAUUGGAAAUUUAAUAUAGACAUUCCAUAUAGAUUUAUAGAUCUAGAAGAUCUAAUAGGAAAAAUACGUUGGUACGUUUGGCCUAGACUAUAAUAGAUCUAGAUUAUUCUAGAUUAGCAUGCCAUGUGUAAUGUGUACCUACUGAGCUACUCAGCCUACUGUAGAGUGUAGAUACUAGAGUGUAGUCAUAGUGUACAGGAGGAGAAGACUAUGUUGGCUUGAACCUGUCACCUGCAUGCCAGAUAGAAGAAUUCCUUUGGACAUCCUCAAUGCCGAGCUUGCUGAAGGAGUCAGACCCAAGAUGUUCCCAAGGCUGAACUACUGAGAUGUCAGCAAGCGAAAUCUGAGGACUUAAAAUAGGCAUCAAAGAAACAAUGUGGUAGGAAAUCACAAAAUAUCGGACUACAUGGAGACAGCCUUUGCGUGCUGAUGAUCUGUCCUAUCUUUGUUGGCUUCACACACUUCUUGCCACACAAUGGAAUAUGUGAAGAAAAGCAUCCUAGGUCUUGAUCUAAAAUAUGGCUCUGUAGUUUUAUGUUUAUCCUUGACAGUGCUUUUUAGAUUUGGCCUUUCAUCUGAAGCAGGUGUGCCUAAAUUGGUCAAUUUAUUUGUUACUGAACAAAAUGACAUGAGAAUUGAGGUGGACACUGGCACAUCAAGUCCAAGUACUUUAAGUGUUGUCUAUCAAGAUUUUAGUUUGUCAGUCCAACCAUUGUGUACCGUCAACUGUAGUGGCGGUGAUACCUGCUUGUGUGAAUUUGACAACACUGACCCAUACUUUAUAAUAUCCGCACAUAAUGUCACAUUAAUAAUCAACGUUUCAAAGUCUGACUCGGCUGAAUCUCAGCAAGUGAAACAAGAAGUUUGUCUCAUGGAUUAUGUUAUACCAGGUUGUGUGAAAGAGUUGUCAACUCUAAAUAUAAGUGCUGUUGAAGCCGUGAUCCAAUUUCGUCCAUCCAAGGAAACUGCAAGACUGAUUAAUUUAAUGGAUAAAAAUAAAAAAUUCCUCUAUUCUUUGGAGCUAUGGGCCUCAGAUGAUAGUCUUCAGUUACUUACGAUGAGUUUGGUUAAGGAUUAUUUGUUUGAUGUUGAUUUGUUCGAACUUGACUUUGAUCUUCAAUAUGCAUCCAUUACGUUUGACAGUUUAACAGAAUCUACUCACUACACUCUACUGGUGACAGGAAUUGUGGCCAACAGAAAAGGGUGUACACAAUAUUUAAAUUUUACAACUCUGUUAUUAGCUCCAUCAUCACCCCCUCAGCUAGAUAUGUUUACAUAUUCCAGAUUUAAUGAUCAAACUGGCAUGUCUUCAUUGUGGCUGAUGUGGAAGCCUGAGGUGACAAAUGGAAUCAAAUAUCAUGUAGAAAUCAGUUCAGACAGUGAACCAAGUAUGUAUCUUAAUGUGACUACAAACUACAUCCUGCAAGCGAAUCUACCACCAAAAGAAUUAGUUGUUGAAAUCUGGUCUCUGAAUGAUAUUGGUCAGUCUCAGAAUGCCUCACAGAUUCUGAUCCCAUUUACUCAAGAUAAUUUUACAUACAAUGUCGUCAUAGAAAUUUUGAAUGACAGCCAUGCAUUUGUAUAUGCUAAUUUCUCCAACCAAGAGAGUAUUCAAGACAUUGCUUUUCAUGUUUGUGAGAGUGAAGAUACAAAUCAAAAGAUUGACGUCUGCUUAGACUAUCCCUACACUAAAAUGUUGAACAAGACGAGGCCGUUUCAAAACCUACUUCAAGUCUUGUUCUUCAUUGUUGUCUCUACCAAGCUACCAGAAUCAAUCACAUUAGAACAAAAUGUCACAUACGUCCAAUAUUUAGAUAAAAGACUGAUAUAUAAAGAAACUGUUGUUGUAGCCAAUGUGACACUCAAUGCUCAAACUCAACCAAUGAAUCUGAGUAAUUCAGACAUUUUAUUUCAUCUUAGAGAUUCUCAUACUGAAGACCAACGUAGAAAGAGAUCAUCUGAUGGCCAUCAUCUUAGAGAUACUCAUACAGAAGACCAACAUAGAAAGAGAUCAUCUGAUGGCCAUCAUCUUAGAGAUACUCAUACAGAAGACCAACAUAGAAAGAGAUCAUCUGAUGGCCAUCAUCUUAGAGACACUCAUACAGAAGACCAACGUAGAAAGAGAUCAUCUGAUGGCCAUCAUCUUAGAGAUACUCAUACAGAAGACCAACAUAGAAAGAGAUCAUCUGAUAGCUAUCAUCUUAGAGACACUCAUACAGAAGACCAACAUAGAAAAAGAUCAUUUGAUAGCUAUCAUCUUAGAGACACUCAUACAGAAGACCAACGUAGAAAGAGAUCAUCUGAUAGUAAUCCCCAAUCAAAUUUUUUAUCUUUGUCUAGUUUAGGAGCUUCAUCAAAGUUCUACAUUUCUAUCAAAUCUGAAGGAUUCUGGCAGGGAAUGAAAAAAAGUCAAUGUUAUUUUAGCAGACAAUUGGAUGUUGCCAAUGUGAUAGUUCAUAAUGAGAAUGGCUUCUUAACGAUCAGUCAGAAAUGUGAUCCUACGAUGCCUAAACAGUUCCUUGUUCGUUUUUAUGAAAUCUAUUCAGCGCCCAACAAUGUAUGUGGCACAGAUGAAAGACAGUUAUUGGCUACUCUGGACAAUAGUAUUUUUGGUGUUAAUAUCUUCAAACUGCCUUCUGAGUGGACUUUCAUUUGUGUCAUUUCUAUUGGUGACUCUGCAAAUAAUCUUCAAGUGGUAGAAAAUCCUUUUUCACCAGAAUCCACAUUCUCUACAAAAGUUAUUAUCAUAAUUGUGGUUUGUAUUGUCAUGGUUUGUAUACCGAUAUUCAUAAUGAUUGGCUGGUUGAUUUAUAAAUGUAUACAUAGAAAAAAAUAUUUUGAUGAGAUGGUUACGACUUCUGACUUUCAAGACUACACAAGUGAAGGAAUGGAACAAGGCUCGAAUGAAAGUGAACAAGGAGGUAGUGAUAGUUCUAACAGAGACACUAGUUCACCAAGUGAUCUUGAAACUUACCAAAAUGAAAAACAAUGGGAAAGGAAGGUGCCAACUCCAAAUGUAUACAACUCUUUACCACACGCAAGUCAUGAUACAGAGAACAUAUCACCCUUGAGUCAAACUUCUGUUGACAGUCAUAAUACCAAGGAAGUAUUAGAAUGCCAUAGUCAUAACACAUAUGAUAAUAUAUCCAUACAGAUAAACAGUAUUGCACUUGCUGAUAUUGUAUAGUGUGUUGUUGAAACCUAUGCCAGUGACUUGGUUACAACUAAUGGCAAUAACACAUCUUCUGCCAUUGACACAUAACAAUCAAAUCUAAUGACAGUAAAACUGAUGACAGUGAUACACUUGGUAUAUCAUAUGUAUCAUAUUACUUUUGUUUCACACACAAAAUAAAAUGUUAUUCAGGUAUUAAAAAUACCCUGUUGAUAGCCAAGAUUAUUUUUUAAAUGUUGAAAAAAAAAAGGUUAUUACGUUUAGUUUUUUAUAAAUUUUUGACUUGAUGUCCAGAUUUAUAUAAUGUUUAGACUCAAUGUCCAGUUUUAAAUAAUGUCUAUAGACAAACGCUCAGUUUAAAUUAGGUGUAGAGAUUAACUAGAUACGAUUGAAAGGCGAUGAUUUUUUAAAAUGCUUUACUAGGCAUUAUUCCAUGGUUGAGUCUCAGGUACAGUGGAUUCUGGUUAAUCAGAUUACACUGGGGCAUGAUCAUAUUGGUCCUAAUAAUGAUAUUCUUUUUUGAAGUAAUGUCUGUAUUAUAUAAAAUAAGAUAAUAAUCAGCUGGUCUAACUACCUGAACCACAAACAUGUCUUGUGCUAGGAGAUAUGCUAUACCUAACAUUUAAAAAAUGUCAUAUCUUACUACAUUUAUUGUCCAACAAACAUUCAGACUGUGCAUUAAAAACUUUAUUUUUAGUGUUGCCCCCUAGAGCAAGUGGUGAAAACAUUCCAGACACCACUAUGGAUGGAUUUAGGACUGGGGAAUCACUCACUCUUAAGGGCAGCAUAUCAUCUACUAAAGUAGAAUAGGGCAGGCCGGUUUUCGGCCAACUCACUUAGGAACGGCUCAAAUUCUGCCUGCCUCUAGGAUGGCAGCUGAUCAUUUUCAGCAAUUUCUCAAUACCUCAUCAGGCACAGUCACUACUUCAUAAGAAUGUACCAGAGAUCAAACAACUGCUGCAGCAAAGCUCUGCACCAGUCAAGCCUGCAGAGGCAGGCCAAGAAAUGUUAAAGGACAAACUUACUGUUCCCCAUGGAGACCUGAGUGCACUUUGUAAAAUCUCAGGGAUAUGUCCAAAGCUUAAAGAGGGAUUUGAGCUUCCGUAGCACUAACUUACUUUCAUAAGAAUUAUAUAAGAUAAGAUAAUAAUCAUGACUAGGACUCACAACAGAAAUGAAAUGUGAUUUCUUUAAUGAAAAAGAAUGUUCUUAUAGCUUGGUCAUAGUAAUGUUUGUAAAAUGUCUGUCAAAUGUUUCCCAUGUUUCGGAUGUUCAUUCAGAGUUGAAGGUAAUUUACUUCCUAGUCCAAACCUCCCGCAGGACGACUGGCGAGGGAGCGGGCAGGGUUUGAACCCGCAACCACCAGAAAAAUCCAAACGACAGUUCAGCGCACAAACCGCACGACCAGGCAGCCAUCCUAAUCUGGAGGGACUCUUGCUAAUGGUACCAGACACUCUUUUGUUUUCUCGACACUUACAUUGUUUAAAAAAAAUAAGGGAGGGAGGGGGAGAUGCGGAGCAAUCAAAUAGUCAUGCCGCAAGACACUAAGUGGACAAUUGGUAGAUUCUUUGUUCUGGUUUGCUCUUCAGUUUUGACUAAGACUAAAGCUGCUGUACUGAUACUAAAGUUUUGACUAAGACUAAAGCUGCUGUACUGAUACUAAAGUUUUGACUAAGACUAAAGCUGCUGUACUGAUACUAAAGUUUUGACUAAGACUAAAGCUGCUGAACUGAUACUAAAGUUUUGACUAAGACUAAAGCUGCUGUACUGAUACUAAAGUUUUGACUAAGACCAAAGCUGCUGUACUGAUACUUCAGUUUUGACUAAGACUAAAGCUGCUGUACUGAUACUUCAGUUUUGACUAAGACUACAGCUGCUGUACUGAUACUUCAGUUUUGACUAAGACUAAAGCUGCUGUACUGAUAUUAAAGUUUUGACUAAGACUAAAGCUGCUGUACUGAUACUUAAUUUUUGACUAAGACUAAAGCUGCUGUACUGAUAUUAAAGUUUUGACUAAGACUAAAGCUGCUGUACUGAUACUUAAUUUUUGACUAAGACUAAAGCUGCUGUACUGAUACUAAAGUUUUGACUAAGACUAAAGCUGCUGUACUGAUAUUAAAGUUUUGACUAAGACUAAAGCUGCUGUACUGAUAUUUAAGUGUUUGACUAAGACUAAAGCUGCUGUACUGAUACUUAUUGGAUAUUUCGUGUGAUUGCAUGGAGGACUCUUUUUAAAAUUAAAAUAACAUUCAGUCUAAAAAGUUGUCAAUGCUCCAGUCUGUCAAACUUUGUUGCUCAGUUUUACCUUCUGAAAUAUGAGAAACUAGGUGAUGAUAACUUUUUAACAAAUUGGGAACAUUGGAUACGAAAUUUUAGAACCAUUUCUUGUACGUAGGGGCUGACAUUUCAGCUACUCAGGUUGUUGAUCAUUAGAUGCGGCUGUAUGGUGUUGAAAGCCAAGGACAAAUCUUUAAACAGCACUUGUGCUUACGUUUUGGGUUUGGGUUUAUUAAGAUGCAUAUAGAGCUUGACAUAUAGCAAUAGAAUUGCAUCUUCAGUUUUCCUGUUUUAUCAGAUUAUUCAUUGUUAUUAAUUUUUGUUGACGGUGUUUCGCAUAUUUAGUCUGAUUAAAUAAAAUUAAAGUCCAUGUAAGUGGAACACCAUCACCUGUAAGUAUAUGUAAUAAAAUUGGGUUUUGGUGCUUUUAUGAUUCAAUCUGAAUUACUGCUGUUCUAACUGAUGGUUAGAUUUAUUAAGACUGUGCCAUAUUUUACUUUCAGGAUUUUCUGGAAUAAAGUUUUCUGUUGAUGAUUUAAAAAGUAUUUUCAGAUAUAUGCAACUCUUAUGAUCUUGUUAAAGUAAAUUUGAUGUUUUAUUAUAUAUACACUUUAUUGUUUUAACAGUGGCAUAGCUAGGAAUUUGCCAUCAUUUGGAAGCCCGGGGGGCUUGACCUCUUUGGGGGCCCCUGCAUUUUGUGUAAUAUUUAAUAUUUAAUGUAAAAAACAAUUUCUAACACUCAUUUGGGGGGCCACCCUCAGGUGGGGGCCCCGGGGGGGCUUUUCAAAUUUUCUCCCCCCCCUCCCCCAACCCACCCUAGCUAGGUCACUGUGUUUUUUAAAGAAGAAAGCAUGACAUGUUUUUUUGUUGUUAUUGUUGACCUUUUUGUCUUAGUCCUAGCACAGAGCACUGAGCUAUUCUUAUUAUUAUUCAUGUUUCAUGUGUAUACUUUUACUUUUAGAAAUGCCAUUUAAAAAGUAAGUUUCAAAACUAGGUCAUAAUGUUUAAUAUUUUCACUUGUAACAGAGUUUUAGCACAAAUAAAAUAGUCAAUUUUUUAUUAUUAUUUUUAAAACAUUGUCCAAAAAAAACGACAAAAAAAACACUUCUGAAAAAUUUCUUAUAAAUUUAAUUUUGGGGUCAGGUUAGAAAAACAUUGAUAUAUGUUGACACCCAAUGUCAAAUCAUUGUGAUGAAAAGAUUUAUAAAACAAAUUUACACCUGUUUAAAUUUCUUCUGUAAAGCAGUCAUGUAUUGGGGCAAGGUGGCUGAGUGGUAAAGUGCUUAGCUUCCAAUCUGAGGGGCCCUGGGUUCAAAUUUCUGUGAAGACUGGGAUUUUGAAUUUUGGGAUUUUCUGAUACCUUCAAGUCCAUCCAACUCUAAUGGGUACCUGACAUUAGUUAGGGAAAGUAAAGGUGGUCGGUCAAUGUGCUGGCCACCUGACGCCCUCUUUAACCUUUUGGCCAAAGAAACAGAUGACUUUUACAUCAUCUGCUCAACAGAUUUCAAGGUCUGAAAGGGGAACUUUAAUUUUUUACUUGCUUUGUCAUGUAUUAUAUGUGUAGAUUAUAUUCUACAACUAUAUUUUUAUUUGUUAUUAACACUUAAAAAAAAUAUAUCUUUUGUAAAUAUAUUAAUUUGGUAACAAAUUUGUUUGAAUUUUUGUUAUUGCCUCACAUUUUUUUUCACUGAUUCAAUUUGAACAUUACCUAUAAUUUUUUUUACACUAGACUUUUUUACACCAUGAUCACUUCCCUUUCUUUUUUUUUAAUAAAUGACUUUUUCAAAUGAUGUUUUUUUACUCCUGGACUGAGGAUUACAUCUCCUUUCAGGAACGUUUACAAAUAAGGAAUAUAAAGAAGACUUGAGUUUCUGUAAUCAUUGUAUACUUUGAUUCAGAAAUGCGUUGUGUAUUUUGAUUUGAAUGACUUUCUUGCCUUUGAACCUUGAUUUUUCUUGAUAUAUUUUGAACUUUGUUUUUGGUUGCACACUGUAAAAGUGAAAAAUUAAUUACUCUCUAAAUUGUUUUCUUUUACAACAAGGUCAAGGCUAAAUCUUAAACAGGCAUUAGUCUAUUAUGUAUUGCCUGGCUGUAUGGUGUGCUGUUAGUAGUUUCAAAUUUGUUUCCACCCUUCAUAGUAUACUGCAGACCAGUAUAAGAAGUCACACCAUGAAACUGAUGCUAGCAUUUACUAUCAAAAGGUUUGAAUUCUACUGUAAGAUUUUUACCACAGAAUUCAGUGUCCAACUUUCAAAACCAUUUGAGAGUACAGAGACCAGUAUAAGAAGUCACACUAUGAAACUGAUGUUAGCAUUUACUAUCAAAAGGUUUGAAUUCUACUGUAAGAUUUUUGCCACAGAAUUCAGUGUCCAACUUUCAGAACCAUUUGAGAGUACAGAGACCAGUAUAAGAAGUCACACUAUGAAACUGAUGUUAGCAUUUACUAUCAAAAGGUUUGAAUUCUACUGUAAGAUUUUUGCCACAGAAUUCAGUGUCCAACUUUCAGAACCAUUUGAGAGUACAGAGACCAGUAUAAGAAGUCACACUAUGAAACUGAUGUUAGCAUUUACUAUCAAAAGGUUUGAAUUCUACUGUAAGAUUUUUGCCACAGAAUUCAGUGUCCAACUUUCACAACCAUUGAAGAGGAGAAUAGUUUUAAUUUGACUUGGAAGCUGAUUUUUCUCUUUCAGAUUUUACAGUUUGCAAACUUAAACGGGUUUUUAUCUCUUUUAUUGAUCCUCCACAUAGAUACGUAUUUAAAUGAGCCAACUUGUAAUAUUUGACCAUUCAACUGUAUACAACAUCUUGUACUAUCUCCACACAAACUAGUAUUUUGCUUUUUUCAGCACUGAUUCUCAUGCCGUAGCUGCAGUAAGCCAUUUUAUAACAGCCAUUUAUCUGUUUAAAUUUGCAGAUUUAUGAAACCACAUUCUUUCUUCAUAUUUAUAAAAAUUGCUUUUCCCAUCCAUUGUUACUCAAACAUUCAAUUGAUGCCAACAUAUGUUUUAUACCAAGUAUUUAUCUGUUGUUAUUUUUAUUUUAUUUUGAAUAAAAAGUAUUACAAAUACA
Messenger RNA from Biomphalaria glabrata, 8589 nucleotides. RefSeq lists its product as uncharacterized. NCBI's taxonomy places the organism in Eukaryota, Metazoa, Mollusca, Gastropoda, Planorbidae. The record is from RefSeq and is a predicted model, not a curated record. The transcript is spliced from 16 exons. Gene Ontology annotation, molecular function: protein binding. Bases 547 to 3258 code for a protein of 903 amino acids.